AUGUCGCAGGACUCGAAGCUGCACCGUGCGUGCCUGGACGGCAAUCUCGGCCUUGUGAAACAGUACCUUGCCGAGGAUUCGAGCGAGGCGCAUCUUAAUGAGCGCGAUGCCGACGGACGCACGCCGCUGCACUGGGCGGCCUCCGGCAAUGACAAGCUGGACAUUGUCAAGGCGCUUUUCGCCGCCGGCCCUGUGCACGUCGACGAGCGCGAUGGCAGCAGCUGGACGCCCCUGAUGAUUGCGUCGUCGGCCGGCGCGGACCGUAUCGUCGAUUUCCUGCUGGAGCAUGGCGCCGAUCCCAGUGCGAGCAAUGUGCGCAAGCUGACCGCGCUGCAUUAUGCGAGCAGCAAGAACCACCCCGCGAUCGUGCGUGCGCUCCUCGAGGCGGGCGCAGAUGUGAAUGCGCAGGACGGCGCGCUGCAGCGCCCUAUCCACCGUGCGGCGAGUGCCGGCCACGAUGCCGUGAUCCGUGCGCUGCUCAACCCCCCCGCGCGCGGCGACGGGUCAGCGGCCGCCAAGACGCGUGUCAACCCCGCGGACCGUCUCGGAAAUACGCCGCUGCACCUCGCGGUCGAGUCCGGCCACUCGCAGACGGCCGCGAUCCUGAUCGGCGAGGGCGGCUGCGACCGCAACCGCCCCAAUGCCGACGGUAUCAUUGCCGAGCAGAUGGAAGGCGUCGGUGGCCUGGAGCAGAAGCGUCUGCGCGACUUUUUGGUCAACUCUUUUGGUGCACCGUAG
This is a messenger RNA of Malassezia japonica, 738 nucleotides long. RefSeq names its product putative ankyrin-repeat protein (gene NAS6). The transcript is spliced from 5 exons. NCBI's taxonomy places the organism in Eukaryota, Fungi, Basidiomycota, Malasseziomycetes, Malasseziales, Malasseziaceae. Gene Ontology annotation, cellular component: cytoplasm; nucleus. Gene Ontology annotation, molecular function: protein binding. The record is from RefSeq and is a predicted model, not a curated record. Bases 1 to 738 code for a protein of 245 amino acids.